GAUUGGCAGCCCCCCCUUCCUUCAGCCCACCCCCCCAUGGUCCCUGAUUGGCAGCUCCCAUACACAGUUCUAACCAAUGGGGCCGCCUGUUUACGCCAGGAGAGCGGCACGAGCUCCCUCUCCAGCGGCCAAUGAGCGGAGUGUCCGGGCUUGGCUGACUGGCAGCGGCUCAUUAGCAUGCGGGAGACAAGGGGGGGGGGCUGCAGAGAGGCUCAGGCCGGAAGCGCCCAGUCCAGUCACUGCAUACAGAGCCCGGGGAGAGUACUGCGCCCAGCCGCCUGCCCAUGCACCCACUGCACCCACAAGAAUGACCCCGGAUCUACAGGAGGAGCCCGGCCACGCCCCCGGGACCUCCCAGUAAGGAGCACCACCCACUGACCACACCCCUUUCCGGGAUGGACGGCCGGGAGUUUGUUCCUCCUCCUCACCUGAGUCACCGCGGAGCCGGCCGGAUGAACCCGCCUGCGGGCCACAGCGCGGUGCAGCACCCGGGCCACUUCCAGCCCACCAAGUACUUCUCCUCCCCGCUCCCCAUGGCCACCCACACAGCAGGAAGCGGUCUGAUGGCAAACUCCUCCCCUUCUUUCAUGGGCAGUUUCCUUAGCAGCAGCCUGGGCACCACGGCAACAGCACACCCUACAGGAGCAUCAUCCUCCCCGUCAGAAACCACCUACAGGGGGCCCCAUGGAGCCGGCGCUUCCCAGAUCUGGUUCUCCCACUCUCAUGAAGCUUAUCCUCGGUUUUCAGCCAGCCUGGCCUCCACUUUCCUACCCAUGAGCCACUUGGACCACGGGAACAGCAAUGUCUUGUACGGACAGCAUCGUUUCUACGAAUCACAGAAAGAUAAUUUCUAUUUACGGAAUCUUCCUGCACAACCCACCCUCCUGUCUGCCAAUCACAAUUUUCCCAGCAUUGCAAGAGCGGCUCCUGGUCACCCCAUUGGCUCCUGUAGCCGAGACAGAGAGAACAGUCACAUGCAGAAGAUUCAUAAGGACACUGACCGUUACCUCGGGAGUGCCGAGUUAAGCAAGGAGAAGAUGGGGAAGGGGGAAAUAAAGGAAAGGCACUUGGAGGAAGAGGGCAAGGAGAGGCAGAAAGUGGUGCUGCCCAUGGAUAGUCAUUGUAAGGAGGAUAUGCACCAGAGAGGCUCAUGUGACAACCGGACCAAGCACCUCAAUUCUUGCCUGAUGACGUCCAAGGUGCUAAAUGGGGACACCAGCAAAGCAAUGUUGUCUAGCUGCACGGUCGGGGCGGGGAUGCCUCGGCAAGGCAGCCAGAGCCGAUGUGCCAAAGACAUUUUGAGGUCCGACCGCUCAUAUUCACAGCAUGAGCCCCAACAACCGUACAGUGAGUGCCUGGAAAGGAGGCAAAUGCUUCACCACUCUGUAUCCUACACUGUCCCGUCCAGUCUCCCCAGCAUUCCCGCCCCUCUUAACACAUCCACCGGCUCCUUUCCCUGUCUGCAGCUUCAUUCCAACCCAGAUGUGGUAUGCUCUUUGCAGGACAAGGCUGGCAGGGAACUGAAAAUGGGCAGGCCCACAUUUGUGCCUUCUGUUGGGCACUUCACUGACAAAAGCCGGCCUUUUCAGGUGGCCCAGGAGAGCUGCCACAUGGACAGAAGUGAGGGAAAAGACAAGAGCCACGAAAUGAACUCUGACUCCCACCAUCCAGGGUCUUACUCUAAUUCAUUUUCCCAUUUAAAAGCUGAGGCUAAAGUGGAGAGGAGGUCAGAGUGGCAUCAGAACAGGAUCAAAAACUUGGAAUUUUUGAACAGUGCGGGCUCUGAUCCUGCUAUGCAGAGGGCCAUGGAAAAAGGGGGAUAUUUUGAGAUGCCAUCACAAGACUGCCCGCGUCCCAAUCACCAGGAUACACACUGUGUCAAAAAUAGCCAGUCCUGCUGCACUUUAGACAGGCCCAUGAAGGAACCCCAAACCCAUGGUUCUCAAAAAGUAGCUAGGAUAAGGCACCAGCAGCAUAGGCCCCCUGACAUGGAGCAAUCAGGAAAUGGCCAUGAUGGAAAGAGAAAAACCAUUGAACUGAGCUCGCUGGGCUACAACGGCCCUCACCUUCCCCCGUGGACAGAAUCUCCCAUCUCAAUGAGUGAGGACAGGAAGAACUCUUACCUUGACCCCUUCAGCACAAGUUUACAGCAGGCUGCGCUUAUGACCCCUGGUCCACCCUUAAGCCAAGAAAUGCAAGGCCCAACCGAUGAGGUCUCUGCCAUGAAAAACCUUUUGAAGUACAGCAACCAAGCACUUAUAGUGGGGCAGAGAGCCCCCUUUGUGGGCUUGGGCAACAUGAAAGCCAGCUGCUCCCACCAAGACAUGAAAUUCCACUCCAGCAAGUGCCAGCCUGAGCAGGAGAGGAUGGAUUGUGCCAGGAGUCGGGAAAACGAGGCUUCUCAAGGAGACGGGGAAGUAAGGCAGCCCCCUGUCGGUAUAGCAGUGGCAGUCGCCCGUCAAAAAGACACGGGAAGCCGCCAUGAGGCAUCCUAUGGGGGUGGUUCCAGCAGACAGAGCAGAAAUAGCAUGGGACAAAAAGGCGCUGGCCGAUCCAUGCAUGUCAUCGACUUAGACACCGAAGACGAGAGGAAUCGGCUUUGUGAUGACAGACUGGGGAUCCCUGGGAGAGACCUUUUAAUGCAGGAAAACAAGGACCUGGUGGAUUUUGCCAGAAUCCAUCCUUCCAGCGGAUGCCCGGGAGACUUGACCUCUCACCUCAUGAUAGGUGGAUCCUCCCUCCAGGCGAGCCAAUUGGGAGGCGAUCCAACAUCACACACACACCCUACCCACGCUCAUUGGCUGCCCAGAACUAGGAGUCCCUCCAUUUGGAUGGGAGGUCAUUCUUACGGUAUCAGCCACCCAGCGCUUCACCAGAACCUGCCCCCUGGAUUUCCGCCGUCGAUGCCAAGUGCCAUGCAACCAGUGUUCCCCCUGUCACAGGAACCUCCUGCGCAGCUGGUCAUACUACCUCCAGAGCCCUCACCCCACACAGCUCCACACCCGCUCGCUGAUGUCAUGGAUCAGGCUUCUUUGUGGCCACCCAUGUACCCUGGCCGAGGACCCCCUUCUCACUUGCAGCACCCAGGACAGCUCCCAGUGUAUUCUAGAUCGCAGUUUUUGCGACAGCAGGAGCUUUAUGCCCUCCAGCAGCAAAGGGCUGCUCAGGCGCUAGAACUUCAAAGACAGAGUCAACUUCAGCGGAAGCCAGAGGAUCAUCUGCCAGAAUCAGAAGACCCACCAGAAAAGGCCACAAAGCCCCACAGCAAAGCAGAUGCCUUAAACACUUCCAAGAGCCAGACGCCACCCAGCUUGCUGCUGCGGCCCCCUUCUGCCCCAGCCCCACCUAAACUGUCUCCUUGCUGUCAUUCGCCCAGUCUGAGGCCUCCGUCCAAGUGUCCAACUCCCCGGCCAUUGGCCCCAUGCACUUUACCUGCCUGCCCAGACGGCAGCUCCGCUCUCGUGCCCAGCUCCCCAGCCGUCAGCCCCGUCCCUGUACAGAGCUCCAAAGGAAAGGAAGGAGAGGAGAGGAGGGGGGAGGGGCAGCCCCCCAAAGACUACCCCAAAUCACUGGAACCAGAUCUGCCUCCUGGAUAUACCUACCCAGAUGUUGUCCGAUCCUAUACCUCCCCAUCCCCCCACCAUGUGCACUCCGCGGACCCUGCUGAUCCCAAAACUAUGCAAAGGGCAUCCGUUGCUGCAGAACCUGAACAAUCACGGACGUUUACCCCCUCCAAGAAAUCUGACACACCUGUCUCUGGAGGUUCGCUGGAGGUCAGCCAGGAUUUGCCCCGCUUAGGUGUGACGGACCUAAGUGAGGUUUGUAGUGAAGAACCUGUUGUUUCUAAACCUCACGUUCUAGAAUGCGAAGAGGCCGCAGAGAGGCAAAUUCUGGACGUACGGGAAAGUGCGAAAGAUGACGAUGAACAAACAGUGUCUCUACCUGUGGAGGGCAAUGAGGGGACAGAACAGGCUAAAGCUGAUGACCUGGUGGACACAUCAGCUGCACAGCUGCCAACCAUCUCAAAUGAUUCAUCAGUGGGACCGGUGGCGGUGGAGGAGGCAAUUAGUGAAGCCAAUGAGGCUGAUGAAACGGUGUCCGAAGAAGUAAAUGGUCCUGAUUCUGGAGAUGCAAAGGUAGCAGAAGAGGAGCUCUCGGCUCCCUCCUCGCCAGGCUCCCUGGAAACACAGGAACACUCAGAGCUCACACUUAAUUUGGACACAUUAAUAGCAGCCAGUAUCUCUUUGGGAGAAAUACCAUCCUUUCAGGACGAGGUGAACCCAUUUCAUACGGACUCUUCAUCCUCUCCCCCCAGCUCAGGUAUUCACGGAAUUGCUCUACUCAGCGAGUUGGCAGACUUAGCUCUACAGGAACGGCUUAAAGACACAAAAGCCAGCGAAGAUCACCACGAAGAUGAAUCCUUGGUCUCAGAUCUUCAAGUUUUUGCUACUAUCGCUGCUGCGUGGUCUCUGGCGGAGGCUGCCAGCCAGGAAGGUGCUCCCCUACAAAACCUCCUCCCCUGCUGCCCCGCUGUCACUCCCAGGGUUCGACUGUCUCGACGGACAUUUACCUGGACCCCAAAAACCAAACCAGUUUGUCCCUUAAAGGCAGCCAUUGACCAACUGGACACCCAGGAGGUGGAUAUGAGAAUGAAGCUAGCAGAAAUCCAGAGGAGAUAUAAGGAAAAGCAGAGGGAGCUGGUGAAGCUACAAAGACGGCACGAUCAUGAUAAGGAAGAAAGUUCUAGGAGUCCAGUCCGACGGGGCCCCGGGAGGCCUAGGAAACGGCCGCAUUGCCGCGCACCGCUGUAUGACGGCAAGAAAGCAAAGUCGAUGAACAGAAGUCUGAGUAUGCUGUGUGCAGAGUUGCGGAGUGAUGGAGAACCCAAGAAGAAGAAGGCGAAGACAUCGGAUGAAAGUUACAGCGACCAGGAGCGCUCCCAUGGAGUGGUCAAAGCCCAUUGUAAAAAGAUGCCAUGCCCACAGAACAAGCUUGCGUCCAAACUGGCAAGAAAAGUUUCUCAGCUAAAGAGCAAAGCCCUUGGCUCAACCACCAAUGCUUUCCGUCGUAAGGAGAUUCAUCCCGUCGGUAAACUGCAGAAGAAACUGCCGCAUCUCAUGGUUAAGAAAGGGCCAGAAAGAAAAGGCCAGGAGAGAUUAAGAAUGGCAACCAAUACAGAGGGAGCUGGAGAAGCAGAUGAAGAACACGACUCAGACUCAGACAGUGAGGGUGACGAGCAAGAUCACCCUGGGCUGUCCAGCCACGAUGCAGGGCUGGCCCUGCACACGCCCGUGAAUCCCUCAAUGAUGGGCCCUUCCCCAUCUUCAGUAGUAAAGAUGGAAGCUAAUCAGAAGGCCAAGAAGAAGAUCGAGAGGCAGGGUUUGUUAGGCUCUUGUAUCACCAGCCCAGAGAAUGAGGUUAAGAUCCGCAAACGUUCUUCCAAGCUAGAUGCUCGAGGCCUUCCUGCCAAACCCCUGAAGAAGAAAUCAAUAAUCCAUGAGAACAACACCAAAGGCAACAUGAGGGGGAGGAUGCUGUCAGACACCAGGCCACUCACUCCUGGCGAGAGCCUUUUCUCCACUCCCAGCCAGGGCCUAAAGAAGGACAGGAAAGUCAAGGACCUCCGGAGAAAGAAUGGAGUGUUAAGUCUUGCCCUGACAACCAGAGCCCCCAAAAACCUCCUAAAAGAAGGAAUGAAACUGGGUCGACUAAAAUCCAAGCAGGAGCGAGGCCGUGCAGUCAGUAAACUUCUGCAAAGCUUCGCUGUAGAAGAUGACUUUCAGUUUGAUGAUAACAGCAGCUUCUCAGAGGGAGAGGAGGAGGACAACUCAAAAGCUGGCAUGAACAAAGACCGAGCUCACAUCUGUUCCCUCUCCAAGGUGGAUCUGAGGGAAGGACUUCAGGUCCUGAUACCCAAGGAGGACAAUUUACUGUAUGCAGCCAGUAUCCGAAGCUUACAACCUCCUGACAUAUACAGUGUUGUGAUAGAGGGCGAAAGAGGAAACCGACCUCGAAUUUACUCCCAGGAGCAACUGCUGCUGGAAGCCGUGGUGGAUGUACGCCCCCAGUCUACUCGGUGCCUCCCCCAUGGUACAAGGGUCUGUGCCUACUGGAGUCAGAAGUCACGCUGUCUCUAUCCAGGGAACGUGGUGAGAGGCUCCUCCAGCGAUGAGAGUGAAUCCGACUCCGUGACCGUUGCAUUUGACGAUGGCGAUCGGGGAAGAAUCACUCUAAACAACAUCCGUUUGCUGCCUCCGGAUUUUACCAUUCAGUGUACAGAACCCGCCCCUGCUCUCUUGUUAUCUGCAGAGAGUCGCAGAGCUAAGCGCUUUACCAGUAACACCACUGCUCCCACAGAUCUUUCCCAGAACCCAGGCCCUGAUACCAGAGAGACGGAGUCCCAGAAGAACAGCGGAAAGAAGGCAGCCAGUAAAGAUAAAAAUGAUAAAACAGAUGCGUUCAACUCAGGUGCAAAGUCGCAGUUACCAGCCACAAACUUCCUAGGGCGUUCUACCAACGUUGAGCUAAUGAGCUGGACAUCUCAAGGGAAGAGGAAAGCUGGGGGCAAGACUGGUGCGGGACUCGGCGAUCCCUUCCAAUCACAGGGGAGUAGCAAGAAACAGAAGUGCCGAGAACAGCCCCAUGUUUUCGGGAACGGGUUUGGAGCUGGUUCCUUCAGCAGUCUGGCCAACUCUUACACUCCCUUUGGAGGAAGUGCCAAUGCCGGGCUCACUCCUGGACAGAAGCCAGUACGGACAAAAAAGGGGGAGAGACCGGAGGAAGACGACAAGGGGAAAGGGAGCAAGAGAAAAACAGGCAGUGAGUUUCUCGUGAAACUUGACCAUGAAGGGGUGAUGUCACCCAAGACAAAAAAUGGUAAAGCCCUUUUGCUGUGUGAAAAGGACUUUGGUCUCCACCUUGGACAGAGCUACACUGCCCCUCCAGGGCUGGGCAAGGACAAAAAAAAGAGACCCCCUUUGCAUGACCACCUGCCAAUGAGCCUAGCGCUGGGAAAAUACACUGGUCAGGGGAAAUGUGGAGUGAACUGUGAUAGCGACUGCCCCAGCUCAUGUUCAGACCAGGACGAAGAGGAGAAUGAAGGGGGUCUGCAAACUAGAGUUCCAUCUCGAUUUCUGCCAGGUCUUUCUGGCUCAUCCUCUUCCUCUGGUUCUUCUUCAUCUUCUAGUUCUGGCUCAGUGUCCAGUUCCAGCGUUUGCUCUACAGACAAUGAGGACUCAUCUGAAAGCUCUGACGAAGGGAACUCUGCCUUGCUCCUACAACCCUGCCUCUCACAUCCAGUGCCUACAUUGCUGGCACGGCGCCCAGAGGAUAGGAGCCCAGGUUCACGAGGGUGCUUUGCCUCAGGGCAAAAGGCCAAACAGAGAAGGAAAGGGACCCCUUCAAACUUCCCUAAAACCAAAGAGCCCUCCCCCAGACAGGAACGCCUGCCCUCUGUGGAAAACCGGCCAAAGAUCUCAGCCUUUCUGCCUGCACGCCAGCUCUGGAGGUGGUCCGGGGAACCCACCCAGAGACGGGGAAUGAAAGGGAAAGCCCGGAAGCUGUUCUACAAGGCUAUCGUGCGCGGCAAGGAGACCCUACAUGUUGGGGACUGCGCAGUCUUUCUGUCGGCUGGACGCCCAAACUUGCCCUACAUUGGACGCAUCGAGAGCAUGUGGGAGUCCUGGGGUGGAAACAUGGUGGUGAAAGUCAAAUGGUUCUACCACCCAGAGGAGACUAAAUUGGGCAAAAGGCACAGUGAUGGCAAGAAUGCGCUUUACCAGUCCUCUCACGAGGACGAGAAUGAUGUUCAGACAAUCUCACAUAAGUGCCAGGUGGUGAGCCGCCAGCAGUAUGACAAGAUCAGCCACGGCAGGCGCUACCAGGACAGGCAAAACCUCUACUACCUGGCAGGGACCUACGACCCGGGAACUGGACGGCUAGUAACAGCUGAAGGUGUUCCGGUGCUGUGCUGAGACGCCAAUCUUGUCUGCCGGCGAAGGGUGUCACUUAACUGCACUUCUUAACACUAGCACAUGCAAAGACACGAAGGCAACCAUGUACAGAUACAUAUGUACAUUAAUAUGAACUCGGACAUGGAUACGCACAAAUCCUAAACCUAGAAGACGCCUCCAUCCACGCAGUCCCUUUUUUGUGUGGGUACACAAAACGAAACUCGUACAAGAGAGCGCUCUCACAAACCUCUAACGCUUACACUAAUGUAUACUGCACCGUUAUACGUUUCUGUUCAGAAACAUCAACCUUGGUGACCAGGACUGGUUCUGUCUUCUAAACACAGCUAAUCAUCGAAAAACAUCCAAACAGUUAAAACAUUUCUUCAAUCCAUUUUUUUUGUUUUGGUCCUUGUUCUACGCAGGAACAGGAAAGUUAAUUGGAGGAAUCCCACAUUCAAGGGCUACUCAGACCGGGUAGAUGGCAAGCCUUGCUUGUUUGUUAUUUUAUAGCGAUCAUUGUUAUUAAUCUCAUCUAACCGAACCCCGCAGCAUUACUGUGGCUGCCAGCCAAACGCUAAGAGGAAGCAUGUCUAAAAUCUGCCCUUCCGAAUCUAAAGGAGAAACAAAAACCAGAAGGAUCUGUAAUGCUCCGUGGGACGCAUAAAACCGUAGAACAAAUGUGUUACGGGCCUUCUGAACCUGAAGAGCUGAGCUCAGCAAUGCUAGGAAGAAAAAAUAAUAAUAACUUAAUUUUUAUACCUGCUGACAACCCAAUAGCUGCAACCAAUGAAGAAAAAGUAUUUGCUCUUAACAACCAACAGUAUUAAAUGUCUUUCCUGACCUUAGAGGCCAACACAGCAUCAUAAAACAGUAACAGGAAGUUAACCAUAGCACUUCCCAGCCCAACAGGAAGUUGAGGCCCCCCACCUUCUAUCGAAGGACAUUGUUGGAUCUAACAGAUGCUAAAAAUCUUAUUUUUAUGGCACUUAAGAUUUCUCUCAGUACUUAAAGACACAAGCUGAGAAACACAGUGCCCAAAAUACAUACAGAGUAAGCCCUGUUUCAAGGAGCAUGCAGUCGGAGUAUAAUUUAAUGAAAUAUAUGUUACAUACGGAGAUGUUAGGUGCAGGAUAAUCACUAUUUGUCAAUAUGUAAAUGCAAGAAACAAAAUGAAAACAUUUCCUAGCAAAUCUGCUCCAGCCCAUUUUAUUUGUAAUUAUUUGUAUUUUUUUGUGUGUUUUAUUUGUAUUUUUUUCUUUUUUUUUUUUCUAAUUUAUGGUCAACAGCCUCAAGUUUCAAGCCAUACUUUCCCCAGUACCUCUUAACAGCUUUUCUUCCUGAAAGGCAGGAUCAGGUGUAAUAAUUAUCUAUUUAUUCACUUUGUAAAUACAUUUUUCUUUUUUGGAAAGUUUUUUUAUUAACAAAACAAAAAUAAUAAUAAAAAAAAAAUCCUUAAAAAAAAUAAAUAAUAAACGUAAAAGAAAAAAAAUCUUUCCCCUAUUUUGCUGGCGCUAAACUAUAAAUUAUGCACUGUGCUCCCUCAGCAAGGCUGGUAAUAUUAGGAUUUAUGUAUAAUUUGUAAUUAUAUAUGGGGAUUAACAUGAAAAAAGCACUUGGGAACUAAGCAGGGACUUGAAGGGGGCAACGAACGACAAUUUAUGUAUCUAAAAAAUAAAAUCGUCACAUUUAAAUGCUUUUAUUGUUUAAAAAAAAAUGAAAAGAAAAAAAAAUAUACCAAAUUCCUGGAAAUAUGUAAAUAGAUCUGAAAUAUUUUUUGUGUUGUUUAAGACAUUUUUUAAGGAAAAAGUAAAGAAAAUGUAUUGGGAAUGUCGAUAUGGUCCGAUGGAAUAAAAAAAGGAAAUAUUCUAUAAAUAUAUAUUAUAUAAAUGAA
Molecule: messenger RNA, 9843 nt
Organism: Spea bombifrons (plains spadefoot toad)
Lineage: Eukaryota; Metazoa; Chordata; Amphibia; Anura; Pelobatidae
Gene: BAHCC1
Product: BAH domain and coiled-coil containing 1
Exons: 28
Coding region: 396-7973 (2525 amino acids)
Molecular function (GO): chromatin binding
Source: RefSeq, a predicted model, not a curated record